ACUUAGAGUAACACUGUCUAUAAAGUAGUCUAUAAAGUAGUCUGCAUAGGGCAACAACCGGUGCGGCUAAAGGAGUAUAUUUACUCCUCGAAUGAGCUCACAGGUCUGUCUAGAAGGCGACCUGCAGUAUCAUACCGGGCCUUUUGGCCCCAGAUCUACACAGCCACAUGCCUAAGCGCCGCUACCGGCAAAUGAAGCUGCUGUACUCACCCGCAUAACAACACAUCCUACCAGGUUCUUCCUGUACCUGGUUGGCCGAGGACACAACUUGGCUUUGACUGUGCCGGAUUUACUUACCACAAUUGGCUACCGAGGAAUGAUGCCGUCGUCGCCUUGAGCGUCGGUGUCUCGAUUUGCCGGCAUUAAGGGCAUAAAACUGCACUGGGGCCGAUACUUGUCAAUGCCAUGCCGCGUCAAGCUGGUGUUCAGUCAUACCUGCUCUACCGCUCGCGUUCUAGCGACUUACCGACCUCGAGAAUUACAGUCCUGGUACGAAGAUGCAUUCCCACAAGGGAGGAUGUCCCUCGAUUCUUGUGCUUCACUUCGUUGUAGCCGGUCACGCAGCAGUCAAUGGUACCUUGCAUAAUUCGACUCUUGUACCAUCGAGGAGCAGUGGCUAUGAUCAGGCCUCGCGAUCAAGCAGCCCCUUCUUCGAGAGUACCAGCUUCGCUUUACCAGGCGGUAGCCUGUCACAGGGACGGAGUUCGAUAGCCCUGCCGGCUUCUGCAACACCUACUUCUAGCAUCCUCACGAGCAGAAUGGCGCUUAGCGAGAACUCUAGCCUACUUCUGGGUACUACUUCGACCUACAAUGACACUACUGGCAUAGCAACAGCCCCUGGUUCACCCUGGACGGUGCCAGCGCAAGGAAGCGGCUCAUCCUACUAUACCGCUUGCAACAAAGAAUGGCAACUGUUCUAUGACGGGCAUGUCAGAUAUACAAGGGAGUUGACGUCUUCAUGGUGGGUUACCAAUUAUACUGCGACCAUCACCACCCUCUGCGACGGGCAUUCCCGCGUCCUCGGAACCGUAACGCCUGUUACGACCUUUCUGUCUGUCACCACUUCUGAGGGUAUACCUCCGCCUAGCUGCUCAGUGCAGCAGUCCGACUGCGCAUCCGCAAUCAGUCAAUACAGCAGCGCGGAAGCUGUGUGGUAUGCACUGCAUGCCUCAUGGAGCAGCGCAGGGGCGCAUCUCGCCGAUGAACCCUCGCCGAAUACUGUCUCAGUACCAGUAUGCCGUACAACCACACCUAGCAGCACUGGACCGCAACCUGUGAGUGCAUCGACGCCGGCCGGCUCUUGCGGACCCUGUACAAUAGUCGGCGGGGCUGUACAGCUUUUGUACUUUCCAGUGACGACCAGUUAUACCAGAGACAUGUGCGCCACUGCACCAUAUCAUAGUACAUUUUGUCCGUUCGGCUCGGUCUCAUCCGAGUCUAUACCCUCAAAUGGCUACGAGGGAACGCCUUGCCCAUAUUUUGCCUCGAACAGAACAAGCACGCACCCUUCCGGGCCCUAUACGAUCUCUGCCAGCACGACCUUUUACGAAAACCGCGCGUACCUCAGCUACGAGACUGCAUACGCGACAGACUCUUGCGGUCUAGUCGGUAACACGCAUGGUAGCGGUAUCUUGGAAAUGGCAUCCAGCGACGUGUACGGCGUUUCCGGCUAUCAUUACUUCCUUGAGCAGGUCGCCUACUCCUUCAACUUCGCCGAUCUUAUUCCACCGAUUCCCGCGAGUGCUUACUACUGCAUGCCGCAGUGUUGGGAAUCAGGAGAUAAUUAUACUUUUGAUGGCACUACCUAUGGUGCUCCGAACAAUAUCAACGGGGAAGCAUGGCAUGGUGACUUCUGUACUCUGAUGGUGGAUGCGGAGUAUCACCCUUACUUGGCGGUGCCGCCGGAGUUCAGGUACCUCGAUCCAGCCUGGAGUGAGUGCUUGCUUGCGUUGAACGGUGUCUUCGAUCCGGUAAGUCUGUUGCACAGUUAUGUUGGCACUGUAGCAAGUACUCACGGGACCUUGUCUUGCAGCCCAAAAUGCUGCAGCCGGCUUCCUCCAUGGCCAUGCCUACUUCACCCAUUGUGGCAGGGACGACUACAAGCACGGCAAUACCUGCGCAACAGCCUACUUCGUCGGCGCCGUCGAAUACCGCACUCGUCGCGGAGACACCAGCGGCUUCGACUAGCUCCUCUCAGCUCCAGCCUAUUUCCGCUGGCACACCUAGACAAACCAUGUCUUCUCACGGCGGCGACGCUACCUAUGCAAGUGCUCCAUCGACCAAUGGAGGGGAUAGCUACAGCGACGGAGGGAAAGAAACAUUGACGCUUUCGGCACUGUCCAGCGGCGACCCUGGUACUGUGGAUUCAUCUGCACAGACAACGUCCGGUCCUGAUGGUGUGGCUACCUCUGCACUUGAACAAUCAAGCAGUGAUGGGAACGGAGACGCGGAAGCCUCAUCUCAAGGCCGCACCGAUGGCCAUAGCUGGGGAGGAGGCGCACAAGGACAGGGACAAGAAAUUCAAUCUACCUCGACCACCCGAAGUCUGGAGGGCGUUACCGUCGUAGCAACACCCUCGUCAGCGCUGCUUUCGUCGAGUCACUCGCUCUUGCUUCCCUCAAGU
Messenger RNA from Baudoinia panamericana UAMH 10762, 2623 nucleotides. RefSeq lists its product as uncharacterized. NCBI's taxonomy places the organism in Eukaryota, Fungi, Ascomycota, Dothideomycetes, Mycosphaerellales, Teratosphaeriaceae. Bases 498 to 2324 code for a protein of 608 amino acids. The transcript has 5 exons. The record is from RefSeq and is a predicted model, not a curated record.